AAAAAAUCCCCCAAAGAUUUAACACGUCACUGAUGUAAAUUAAUAUGAUUUUACGAAUUCUCCAACCUUGUAUAUAUAAAGAUAAAAAUCAUUGAACUGAUCAUUCCAUUUGUGAGCUUCCGAUAGAUAGGAACUACCGUUAGUAUGCAUAUGUUACUAAAUGUGUUGCUGGUCAGCUUGGUCUUAGGCCAAGUUAGCGCAAGAUGUCCAGAACGUUGCCCAGAUACAGAGGAAGUUGUGUGGGCCCGCAGUCCUUUCUGCAAUGCAUACCGAAACAAGUGUUAUUUCGACAAGGCCAAGUGUCAGAAUCCAGAAUUGACAAUAACAUCGAAAUUUGAAUGCCAAAAAUAUUGCGCAACCAGUUGUGGAGCUGUUUAUCAACCGACAGGAGGAAUUUAUAAUGGGGUUUUAAAAAAAUUUAGCAACGAAUGCGAAAAGCUCGCCCAUUCCUGUAUAACAGGAGAAACUUUUGUGGAUAUCUAAAACAAAUAUAUAACUUAAAUAAUGCAUGUAAAAUUGACGUGCGUUUGAGAUUCAAUAAAUAAAUACAGUUAAUAUGAAAA
Molecule: messenger RNA, 563 nt
Organism: Drosophila ananassae
Lineage: Eukaryota; Metazoa; Arthropoda; Insecta; Diptera; Drosophilidae
Exons: 3
Coding region: 145-483 (112 amino acids)
Source: RefSeq, a predicted model, not a curated record